AUGCAGAUACUGUGCAGCCUUUUCUCGGCCCUGAUGAUACUGAGCAGUGUGGAUGGAUGUGACUUUGCUGAGCCCAUCUGCGGGGCUGAAGCCCCCGGGGACGUUAUAAUAGGUAUGAUGCUGCCUUCUCAUCGAAAAGUGACCGGUCUCCAAGAACGGAUUAGACCUGGAAACUUCCAAUGCUCAGACUUUGAUCUGCAGUCAUUUAUGAGAUCCUUGGCUGCAAUCCAUGAAAUUGAGAAGAUAAAUGCAGCUGGCUUCCUCCCAGGAGUGCGUCUGGGAUAUUUGCUGUGUGACACAUGCUCCUCUGCAAGCAAGGCAUUACAGAAUGUGGGACCCAUGCUCGCAGUCAACAGCUCUCUAGAUGUGGAGUGCGACUACACCGACUACAGGCCCAGAGUCAAGAUUAUUUUGGGAGCUGUAUACUCUGAGGUGACCAUUGCUGUGGCCAGACUGCUUAAUGUGUACAUGGUCCCUCUACUGAGCAGCACAUCAUCCUCACCAGAGCUGAGUGAUAAGACACGCUACCCAGUUUUUAUGCGCACUGUUCCUAGUGAUAAGCAUCAGACCAAAGCACUGGCCAAAAUUAUGCAUUACUAUCGCUGGAACUGGGUUGGGGUUGUGUAUGGUGACGACGAAUAUGGCAGAGCAGCUUUCCAGAGCUUCCUUGGGGCUGCUGAGGAAAAUAGUGUAUGUUUGGCCUUCCAAGAGGUGCUGCCUCAUUACCUCGAUCAUUCAGAAAGCAAUCAACGUAUCAAGCAAGUUGCCCAGCAGAUCCGCUCCUCCACUGCCCACGUGGUACUGCUGAUCAUUAGGGAAGAGCUGGUGAAGGCCCUCUUUAAGGAAAUGAUCAGUACCAACACAUCAAGGAUCUGGAUUGCCAGUGAUGCCUGGUCCAGGAGCAUGACCCUUGCCCAAAUGGUUGGCAUCAACAAGGUUGGGGACAUCUUGGGCUUUACUUUUGUUUCACACAAGAGUGAAUCAUUUGAUAAUUAUCUCAAGAAUCUCACAGCAACCCCAGGAGGGUAUAACCGCUUCAUUGAAGAAUACAAGAACCUGAGAUUCAACUGCACCCCAGAAUGUUCUUCAAACAAGCCUCCAUCCUAUUGUCCCCCACCUGAUCUCCUGGAAAUAAAAUCUGGCAAUGCAUGUAAUUUCACGGAUCCCCAAGAGCAAACUGAUGACUAUCUUGUAAAGGCUCUGGAUACCAGUGAUGCCUUCCUUCACAAAGUAGCUGUGCAGGCUGUAGCACAUGCUCUCAAAAAGCUACUAAAGUGCAACAGUUCUUCAUGCUCGGGAGAAAUUGACUUCCAACCAUGGAAGCUUCUUCAAGAGCUGAAGAAUGUUAACUUUGAGUAUGACAACCACAAUUUCUACUUUGAUGAAUAUGGUGAUUUUGUAAAUUUUUAUGAUUUGAUCACAUGGAAAAAAGAUGGAGACCACAGAAGCUUUCUCAGGAUUGGGAAAUACAGUGUCCUUAAUAAAGAAAUUAAACUCGAUAUUAAAAAUUUCACCUGGCUUUCAACAGGCAAUACCACGAUCCCUCAGUGUAGAUGCUCAACGCCCUGCGCCCCUGGCUGGGUAAAGACGAUCUUGAAUGUAUCCUGCUGUUACAACUGCACCCUGUGUGCAGAAGGGACCUAUUCAGAUGACUAUGAUCUCCAUAUCUGCAAAAAGUGUCCGAAUGGAACCUGGUCUCUCAAGGGUUGGACUCAGUGCAAGCCAAGAUUGGAGUCCUACAUGCGAUGGAGCGAUCCUCAUCCCAUCGCCAUGAUGGCUGCUGCAGGCUUUGGCACCUUGCUCUUGAUAGUUAUCUUCAUUAUCUUUUUGGUGUACAGAAAGUCCUCACCCAUGAAAAGAGCGGAGGUGAGAUUGUCCUGUGUGAUGAUGGCUGGUCUGUCAGUGAGCUUCGCAAGUGUGAUAUGUUUCAUGGGCAAGCCCAAUGUACAUCUCUGCCGGGCCCGCCAGGUAAUGUAUGCCAUGGGGUUCACCCUGUGUGUCUCCUGUAUCAUAGUCAAGGCCUUUCGUACCAUUCUGGCUUUCCUUCCGUUUGGUCAGCUGACGAACCAAGGACUACACAAACUUUACCGACCACCUCUAAUUGUCAUCGUCAUAACCUCUCUCCAGGGGAUCAUCUGUCUUCUCUGGCUGAUCUUUGAUUCUCCUGAUAUUGAUGACACACCUCCAUCCCCACAAAGCAUGAUGAAACUACUGCAGUGUAGUGAAGGUGCCACAUACAUAGGUUUUGGCAUUAUGUUGAGCUACAUAGCUCUCCUAGCAUUUGUUGGCUUCCUGCUGGCCGUCAAAGGCAGGAAGGUUCCUCAGGAGUUUAGCGAAACAGGCUACAUCAUUUUUAGCAUGCUGAUGUACUUGUUUGUAUGGGUAUGUUUUGUCCCAGUCUAUAUCACCAACAGUGAACAAGGCACUUCUGUGCAGGCUUCAGCCAUUCUAGUGUCUAGCUAUGGCAUCAUCUUCUGCCAUUUCUUACCCAAGUGCCACGAAGCACUUUGGGGGUCAAACACAGAUACACUGGAGAAGAUUCUGAGGAGAUGGCGAGUCUUCUCCAGCCCAAAUGUCGAUUUGGAGACAGAUAUAGAUAUCUCUGGAAACACUACACACCCAAAAAAGAAUGAGAGGUUUUCCAUAUCAAGUACAACAACUGAACUAGGCGAGGACAGCCCCGUUUUGGUGCCGGUUGACAUGUCUAUGUCCAAGCCUAUCCAUGCCUACCAUCUGCCUAAUAGGUUAGGAACAAAAUUAACACAGAGAUGUAGGAGUGUGUCCUGCUAAUACUGGUUCCAGGAAAAUCUGAUAUGUAUUGCACUGAUAUUUUUUUUAUACCUUUUCCC
Epinephelus lanceolatus (giant grouper) is the source of this 2849-nucleotide messenger RNA. RefSeq names its product olfactory receptor C family, b1 (gene olfcb1). Gene Ontology annotation, molecular function: G protein-coupled receptor activity. Gene Ontology annotation, cellular component: plasma membrane. Gene Ontology annotation, biological process: G protein-coupled receptor signaling pathway. The record is from RefSeq and is a predicted model, not a curated record. Lineage: Eukaryota; Metazoa; Chordata; Actinopteri; Perciformes; Serranidae.